GAAGAGUGAGAACCAAGUAGUUAUUGUAAAACCGCGAGACGGUUAAGACGCAUUUCACUAUGUCGGCCACACUCCAAACAAGUUUAAAAGAGAAAAUCUGCGAGUCGGUGGAAAUUCCAAUCCUCACAAGAUGCUGCUUCUGUUUUCCACUACGAAAGGGCCUGAUAACCUUUGCAUAUUUCAACACAAUCCUGUCGAUAUUAGACGUAGCAUUGCUAUCAUACAUAGCGGUCAAUCGUUCAUCAGAUCUGACAGGCGAAUCGGAAUACCCUCGACUCAUUGGUGACACCACAUUUUUGGUGCUGGAGAUCAUCAUGUGUGUCAUGUUCAUCGCUGCAUUACAUAUGAAACAUGUGCUAUUCAUGAAAGUGUACCUCUACUUCGAGAUUGUGUUCUCCAUCGUCGGCUUUAUCUAUAGUCUGGUCUUCCUGGGUGAGGAGACGGCCAGCGAGCUCUUCCUAAUAUUAUUCCAACUAACGCUACAAAUCUACUUGGUGAUUCUCAUAUGGAGUUCAAUAGUGAAGAUGGAGCGAGACGAUUCCGUAAAGUACACACGAGAAAGAGAUAAUGUCUAACCUUUAAAUGUCGUAAGUUAAUUCGACGUAAGUUCAGAACGUAUUAGGGUAAAAUUGUUAUUCCUCAUUUAUAUUACAACAUAGCUAACAAAAUCUAUCUUCAACUGAAAUAUCUGUAUUUUAAAAUGUUAAAAAUAAUUUCUAAUACAAGUUACCAGUAGCUAAAUGUUGUAUAUGCACUACUAGUGAAAUGGCAUAUUUAUGACAUAUCACAGAAUAAAGGAAUUUAAAGUCUAUGGAAUAAAAAAUAGUUAUGGCCAUAGAUGAUUGCUUUUACUUUUUAUAUACUAAAGGACAGUGAAAACUUUUUUCACUUUUAUUUGUAUUCUGGCCAGGUUACGCCACAAUACUAGAAUAAUACGGGAUUUGUGUUUUAAGAAUCUAUUUUAUAGAUUUUGCAUGUGUUCCAUGAUCAAGAUUCUAAAAACUAAUAUUAAAUAUAGAAUAAACAUUUAUUUUCAUAUGCCAAUAUGGUAUCCUUGUAAAAUGUUUUAUUUAAACAACAUUUUUUAGUAAAUACAGGAACAUUAAUUGUUAUCUAAAAUUAA
Molecule: messenger RNA, 1123 nt
Organism: Pieris brassicae (large cabbage white)
Lineage: Eukaryota; Metazoa; Arthropoda; Insecta; Lepidoptera; Pieridae
Exons: 5
Coding region: 60-575 (171 amino acids)
Source: RefSeq, a predicted model, not a curated record